Messenger RNA from Mangifera indica (mango), 3863 nucleotides. RefSeq names its product sister-chromatid cohesion protein 3. NCBI's taxonomy places the organism in Eukaryota, Viridiplantae, Streptophyta, Magnoliopsida, Sapindales, Anacardiaceae. Bases 205 to 3570 code for a protein of 1121 amino acids. Gene Ontology annotation, molecular function: chromatin binding. Gene Ontology annotation, biological process: sister chromatid cohesion. Gene Ontology annotation, cellular component: cohesin complex; nucleus; chromatin. The record is from RefSeq and is a predicted model, not a curated record. The transcript is spliced from 22 exons.
AAAGGGAGGAUCUAGUGAAACAAAGAACGCGGUCAGCGGCUAUAAAACGCCGAAUUUUCACUUAGCUCGGCGGGAGAGUUCGAUUCUUCCUUGUCUCUCAUUUCUUUUGCUAAUCCAGGUCGAAACUACCUCUCCAAUUCUUUUCUAUACUCUCUGUGUAAAAUUUCAGUUGAAGUUUUCGGUUUACGUAAACCCUAGGUCGUGAUGAGUCAACCUAUGGCUCCCGAAACUGCAGUACGCGGCUUAAAAAGGAAGGGACAUGGUGCCGGUGUGGAGGACCAUGGCCAAACCAGUGAUGCGAGUGACAAGAGCCUUGGUCCACCCGACGAUUUUGAAGAUGUUCGUCCUAAAACUAAGCGCAGUCGUGCCCCGGAAGGGACUUCAGGUUCAGUGCAGAGAAGUCAAUUACGUUUGAUGGAGCUUAUCAAAGGUAAUGGGAAAAUUAUUCCUCAAGUGGUCAAGCUUUGGGUUGAGCAAUACGAAAAGGAUGCAAAACCUGCUAUGGCUGAACUCUUGACCAUGCUGUUUGAGGCAUGUGGAGCUAAGUACUAUAUUCGGGGAGAGUCGCUGGAUGAGAUUGAUGUGGAUGAUGUUGUAAUUGCUCUUGUGAAUCUCGCUAGAAGAGGAGAAGUUGAAGAUUAUCAAAGUUCGAAAAAAAAGGAAUUCAAAAACUUUAAGGAUAAUCUGAUUUCAUUUUGGGACAACCUAGUUAUCGAGUGCCAGAAUGGACCAUUGUUUGAUAAGGUUUUGUUCGACAAGUGCAUGGACUACAUUAUUGCUCUUUCAUGCACCCCUCCAAGAGUUUACCGUCAAGUUGCUUCGUUGAUGGGCCUUCAACUUGUAACAUCCUUUAUAUCUGUUGCAAAAAUGCUUGGUGCACAGCGAGAAACGACUCAGAGACAGUUGAAUGCUGAAAAGAAGAAACGAGUUGAGGGCCCUCGUUUGGAGUCUCUAAAUAAAAGGUUGUCCAUGACUCAUAAGAAUAUAACAGACCUAGAGGAUAUGAUGCGGAAAAUAUUCACUGGGUUAUUUGUGCAUCGGUACCGAGACAUUGAUCCUAAUAUUCGAAUGGCAUGCAUACAAUCACUUGGUGUCUGGAUUUUGUCAUAUCCUUCAUUCUUUUUGCAGGAUCUAUACUUAAAGUAUCUUGGGUGGACUCUAAACGAUAAAAGUGCUAGUGUACGGAAAGCAUCCGUCCUUGCAUUACAAAAUCUUUACGAGGUGGAUGAUAAUGUGCCAACUCUAGGUCUAUUUACUGAAAGAUUUUCCAAUCGAAUGAUUGAACUUGCUGAUGAUAUAGAUGUUUCAGUGGCUGUAUGUGCCAUUGGGCUUGUGAAACAAUUACUCAGACAUCAGCUUAUACCUGAUGAUGAUUUGGGCCCUUUAUACGAUUUGCUCAUUGAUGAUCCACCUGAAAUUCGGCGUGCCAUUGGGGAAUUAGUGUUUGAUCACCUAAUUGCUCAAAAAUUCAAUAGCACCCAGUCUGGUUCAAAAGGAAUAGAAAGUGAAUCUUCUGAGGUCCAUCUGGGCAGGAUGUUGCAAAUAUUAAGAGAGUUUUCAGCUGAUCCAAUUUUAAGUAUCUAUGUUAUUGAUGAUGUUUGGGAGUACAUGAAGGCCAUGAAGGAUUGGAAGUGUAUAAUCUCCAUGCUCUUGGAUGAGAACCCAUUGAUUGAGCUUAAUGACGAUGAUGGAACAAACUUGAUUAGACUUCUUUUCGCAUCUGUCAGAAAGGCUGUUGGGGAGAGGAUUGUUCCUGCUUCCAAUAACCGAAAGCAAUAUUACAAUAAAGCUCAAAAGGAAAUGUUUGAAAACAACAGGCGGGAGAUCACUCUUGCCAUGCUGAAGAACUAUCCUCUUCUAUUACGCAAAUUUAUGGCUGACAAGGCAAAGGUGCCAUCACUAGUUGAGAUCAUUGCAUAUAUGAAUCUUGAGAUUUAUUCCCUGAAGAGACAGGAGCAGAAUUUCAAAACUGUUCUCCAGCUCAUUAAAGAUGCAUUUUUUAAACAUGGUGAAAAGGAGGCGCUGAGAUCCUGUGUAAAAGCUGUAAUGUUUUGUUCUAGUGACAGUCAAGGAGAGCUGCAAGACUUUGCCCACAAUAAAUUAAAGGAUAUUGAAGAUGAGCUUAUUGCUAAGCUUAAAUCUGCACUUAAAGCUGUAGUGGGGGGUGAUGAUGAAUAUUCUCUUCUUGUAAAUUUGAAAAGGUUAUAUGAACUUCAGUUGUCCAAGGCUGUGCCAAUUGAAAGCUUGUAUGAAGAUCUUGUCAUGAUUCUCCGUGGUUUCAGAAACAUGGAUGAUGAGGUAGUCAUUUUUCUGCUUCUCAAUAUGUAUUUGCAUGUAGCAUGGUCUCUGCACUCCAUUGUAAAUUCUGAAACAGUCUCUGGAGCAUACUUGUCUUCUCUACUGCUGAAACGUAACACCUUGUUUGAGGAACUUGAGUACUUCCUGAAUACUGCUUCUGGAGUUAAUGAAGAGAGUAAACUUGGAAAUCAGCUGGCUUGCAGAGUUUGUGUUAUACUUGUGGAUAUGUGGUGCUUAUUUAGAAUGACAAAUUUUUCAUCAACAAAGCUGGAAAAGUUAGGAUAUUGUCCCGAUGCAUCUGUUCUUCAAAAGUUUUGGAAACUUUGUGAACAGCAGCUAAAUAUCUCAGAUGAGACAGAAGAUGAAGAUGUGAACAAAGAGUAUGCUGAGGAGACCAAUAGAGAUGCAGUCAUGAUUGCUGCUUCAAAGUUGGUUGCAACAGAUACAGUACCUAAGGAGUAUCUGGGUCCCGAAAUCAUUUCUCAUUUUGUGAUGCAUGGAACAAAUGUAGCAGAGAUUGUUAAGCAUCUGAUCACUGUUCUGAAGAAAAAAGAAGAUGACAUCCCCGCAAUCUUUCUAGAAGCUAUGAAAAAGGCCUAUAAUCGGUAUGCCAUGGAACUUUCCAGAAGUGUUGAUAAGUCCUUGACCAACAAGUCUUUCGAAGAAUGUAAGGACCUUGCUAUUCGACUUUCAGGAAUAUUUAUCGGUGCCGCUCGGAAUAAGCAUAAAUCCGACAUCUUAAAAAUUGUCAAGGAAGGUAUUGAAUAUGCAUUUGAAGAUGCUCCAAAACAACUUCCCUUUCUGGAAAGUGCUGUGCUUCAAUUUGUCUCCAAACUUCCUACUCCUGAUGUCCUGGACAUUCUAAAGGAUGUCCAAAAACGAACUGAGAAUGUAAACACAGACGAAGAUCCCAGUGGCUGGCGUCCCUACAGCUUGUUUGUUGAAAGUUUGCGUGAAAAAUAUGCAAAGAAUGAAGGCAUAAUAGAUGAGAAAGAAACUGUAAAACGCAGGGGACGUCCACGAAAACGGCAGAAUAUUGAGGGAAAGAGACUCUUUGAGGAACACAGUUCUAGUGAAGAAGAAGAUUCAAUUAGUGCCUCAGACCAGGAAGUUGCUCAAGAGGAAGAGAAGCAAGAUGAUGACGAAGAAGAAGAUGCUCCUUUGAUACACACACUUAGGUCUUCAGCUAAAUUAAGGCAUUUGAGAAUUUCAAGAGAGGAAAAAAGAGUCCAAACAAAUUCUGGAACUUCUGGAAGAGCUACAGAUAAUUGACCUGCUUCUGAAAAAUCUGGAGGGCAUUGCCUAUGUGGCGGCAAAGGUGUUGGCGCGAUUGUUUAUCUUAUUGUGCGUGCACGUUCUUCAAUUCAGCCUAAUCUAGUUGAAAGUUUCUUGGCUUUGCUGUGGUUCAUGUUAGGCUUACUGUACAGAUUUUUACUGUUUUUAAUGCUGCGGCAAAGCACUAAUACUGUUUUACCACACAGCACUGCCCCUUAUGUGCAGUUAGAGGAAGAUUGCGAGAAGUUUUCUGUACUUGGAUUUCAACUCUAGGAAGAUUUAGUUCUGAA